This is a messenger RNA of Synchiropus splendidus (mandarinfish), 1638 nucleotides long. RefSeq names its product aryl hydrocarbon receptor interacting protein (gene aip). Gene Ontology annotation, molecular function: protein binding; peptidyl-prolyl cis-trans isomerase activity. Lineage: Eukaryota; Metazoa; Chordata; Actinopteri; Syngnathiformes; Callionymidae. The record is from RefSeq and is a predicted model, not a curated record. The coding region runs from base 59 to 1087 and encodes 342 amino acids. The transcript is spliced from 7 exons.
CAGUGACGAACGCUCAUCGGCAAACAUCGGCAUUUGUCGUGUGCCGACGCAGUGGUCAAUGAUGGAGGAAGAGGCUCGCAAGCUCCUCGAAGAAGGAAUAAACAAGAAACUCAUCAGUCCCGGCAAAGGAGACUUACCCGCUUUCCCGUUGGGAACAAAGGUGGUCUUUCACUACCGCACCAGCUUGUGCGAUGGCACAGUCUUGGACGACUCCAGGGAGAUGGGUGGCCACUGCAAACCCAUGGAGCUCAUCCUGGGAAAGAAGUUCAAACUGGUUGUGUGGGAGAGAGUCAUCGUGACCAUGAGACCCGGCGAAGUAGCUGAGUUUACUUGCGACUCCAAGCACACGUCUCUGUAUCCACUGGUGUCUCAGUCCUUGAGGAACAUCAGUGUCGGCAAAGACCCCCUGGAGGGCCAGAGACACUGCUGUGGCAUCGCCCAAAUCCACUCCCACCACUCGCUGGGCCACAAGGACCUGGAUCACCUCCAGGCAAACCCACAGCCACUGGUCUUCUCUAUUGAGCUUCUGCAGGUUCUUCCACCGGGGACCUACGAGCUGGAUAUUUGGGCAAUGACGGACGAACAGAAGCUCCAGUUUGUUCCCCACAUCCACGAAGAAGGCAACCAGUUAUUUAAAGAGGGAAAAAUAAAAGAGGCCUCGGAGAAAUACUACAACGGCAUUGCAUGUCUGAAAAACCUACAGAUGAAGGAACACCCUGGAGAGGAGUCCUGGAUCAAGCUGGACCACAUGGUGACGCCGCUGCUUCUCAACUACUGCCAGUGCAAGUUGCAAAUGGGACAGUACUAUGAAGUUAUUGAACACUGCUCCGCGCUGGUUUUCAAGUACGAAGACAACUUGAAGGCCUAUUACAAACGUGCCAAAGCCCACGCUGCCGUGUGGAAUGAGAAAGAGGCUCGUGCUGACUUUGCCAAGGUGCUGGAGCUGGAUCCCACCCUGAGGUCGACAGUGACCAAGGAGCUGAACGCGAUGGAGGAGAGGAUCCGGCAGAAGGAGCAGGAGGAGAAAGGUCGCUACAAGGGCAUAUUCAACUUCGGAUCGACGACAGCCACCGCCACCACUGGAUGAAAGGGUCAACUCAUCAGUGAAUUGAAGAAUUCCACUUUUUGGACCUGAGAACAGUAACCCAAUUCUACAGGGUGGAGCUGUGCCCCUCAACACCUCAGCUGACCAAGCCGGCGGCAGCCUUCCAUUCUGGGUCAACAAGUGUUCACACAAUGUCAGCAGCACCAGUUGGCAGUCUCGCAGCCGAUGUUUUCAACGUUUUAUUCAUGUACCACAUCAUGCAACAAGCCCUGCCAAUCCAUGUUACUACCCUUGCUUUCUUCUUUUACGUGCAGCCUUUAUUCCCAGUAGUCACUCAUUUAUCGUGUGCAAUCCUCCAGCAUCUUGCCAGUUACUUAAGUAACCUUGGAGGCAACGCUGUCAGCGCCCCACAAUCUUGCUUUCCUCUUCUGUGCUUUUGUGUAUUUAUCUUCACAUGUAUAUGCUGCUUUUCACUCAGUACAUUCGAGGUUAUGAUGUUAGCAGCAGGUGGCCUCAAGAAUAUAAUGCUGCCUUUGACAUUGAAACUGAAAUAAACAUGCUAAAUCACUGAUCUGCUUGCAGUUGUUUUAACA